This is a messenger RNA of Papilio polytes (common Mormon), 1879 nucleotides long. RefSeq names its product UNC93-like protein. Gene Ontology annotation, biological process: regulation of potassium ion transport; regulation of muscle contraction. The record is from RefSeq and is a predicted model, not a curated record. The transcript has 11 exons. Gene Ontology annotation, cellular component: plasma membrane; striated muscle dense body. Gene Ontology annotation, molecular function: potassium channel regulator activity. NCBI's taxonomy places the organism in Eukaryota, Metazoa, Arthropoda, Insecta, Lepidoptera, Papilionidae. The coding region runs from base 156 to 1625 and encodes 489 amino acids.
GUUCCUAUUACCUCAUUGUUCACUCCGCGCUCGAGAUCCUAUUUCGAUUAUCGAUUUUAAUAAUCGAUAUAAAAUUAAAUUCUUUCUUAAGUGCCACUUGUGAUUGGUUACAAAGUUUUAAUAUUUACAGUGAAUAUUUUAAAAGGUUGUACAGAAUGCCGAUCGCUAGCCCAGUGGUGUUUGGCAGUAACGAGAAAUGGCGCAUCAAUCGGAACAUCUUAGUGCUUGGUUUUGCGUUUAUGGUGCAGUUCACUGCGUUCCACGGCGCCGCCAACCUCCAGAGCUCUGUCAACAGUGACGCUGGCGCGGGCACAUUUACGCUCGCAGCGAUAUAUUUCUCACUUAUCUUGUCGAAUAUCUUCCUCCCAGCGAUUGUUAUCAAAUGGCUGGGUUGCAAAUGGACAAUAGCUCUGUCGUUCAUAGCGUACAUGCCGUUUAUAGCGGCGCAGUUUUAUCCCAGACUCUAUACACUAGUGCCUGCUGGACUUAUGGUCGGUUUCGGCGGGGGACCGCUCUGGUGUGCCAAGUGUACAUACCUUGCUGUGGUUGCAGAACCGUAUGCAAAACUGUCGGGAAUUUCAGCGGAUGUGCUGGUCGUUAGGUUUUUCGGUUUAUUCUUCAUGUUCUACCAAAUGGCACAGAUCUGGGGAAACCUUGUUUCGUCAGCAAUUUUAUCGUCUUCUCUGGGCGAGACGGUGACCUACCUGAAUGAUACGCUUGUGUCAAGUACAUCAGAUCUGGUCAGCAAUAUCUCACUACCAACUGUGGACUUCGGAGCCACGUGUGGUGUCAACUUUUGCAGCGGCUCUACUGGACAUGAAAACAGAAACCUUGAACCACCAUCGCCUCUGAAAAUCCAAGUGAUCGCAGCGGUGUACUUAGCCUGUAUGGCCUUCGCUGUAAUCCUGGUGUUUGUUGGCGUUGACUCCUUAAAAAGGUACAGCGGUGACCGACCGGGGGUGAGUAAAGGCAAGUCGGGUCUAGUACUGCUGGCGGUGACGCUGCGGCAGCUUCGCCAUCGGUAUCAGCUGCUGCUGCUGCCUGUAAUCGGGUAUAUUGGCGCGGAGCAGGCAUUCAUGGCGGCGGACUUUACGCAGGCUUUUGUGGGAUGUGCAUACGGGAUUAGUAACAUCGGGUUCGUGAUGAUCUGUUUCGGCGUGUUCAAUGCGCUGGCCGCCCCGCUCGCCGGCGCUAUUGUCAAGAUCACCGGCAGAUAUCCCGUCAUGCUUACCGCCUUGGUUCUAAACCUAUGCCUGUUAAGCGCAUUGUUACUGUGGCGGCCCAGCCCUGACCAGUGGCUUGUAUUCUUCGUGCUCGCCGCUAUCUGGGGGGCAGCUGAUGCAGUGUGGCUCGUGCAAGUAAAUGCACUAUCCGGGAUCCUGUUUCCUGGUGACGAAGAAGCCGCCUUCUCUAACUUCAGGCUCUGGGAGUCCACUGGCAGCGUGUUGUCUUACGCUUCAGCCCCUUACCUCUGUGUUAGGACGAGGCUGUUCGUCUUGCUAGGUCUACUUAUACUGGGAUUCUCUGGCUACACGAUAAUAGAAGUCAUGGAAUACAAAGUAAAGAAGACUCAUCACCGCGAAAGGAACUUCGAACUUGUUACUGAAAAGAACGAACGAGAGUAGAGAUUUGUAUCAAAAGUAUGAGCAAAUAUUUAUUUUAACGAAAUAUACGUAAUGCUGCAGGCGUUUGGAAAUGUUAAAAAGGUUCGCUUUAUUUAGGAUGUAUUCACAGCUACCAAAUAAAUUUUGCUGUACUUGUUUGGUCAGGCGCUAAAGUUUGUUGUAAGAAACCAAUUUAUUAAAGCGGGCGCACACUUUUGACUAAACUAUUGCACAAGUGUGUGUUGUCGAUUGUUUUGCAGCCAAUUUAACAGUUU